Parastagonospora nodorum SN15 is the source of this 438-nucleotide messenger RNA. RefSeq lists its product as hypothetical. The transcript is spliced from 2 exons. Lineage: Eukaryota; Fungi; Ascomycota; Dothideomycetes; Pleosporales; Phaeosphaeriaceae. The record is from RefSeq and is a predicted model, not a curated record. The coding region runs from base 1 to 438 and encodes 145 amino acids.
AUGGCGAAAUAUCGCUCUCUGCGACCAAUGAUUCUCUUGUUCGAAAGGCCCGAUUAUGUCAAGAUCGAUCAAGAUGCCCGCAAAGCUCUCCAGAAUGAUGGGCCGCGGAAGCGGUAUGUGGAGAGUGACAUCGCCCCGGCCAUGCAGCUUGGAGAGACCCUUCAAAAGCAUCGCUUUCGUGACGCAGAACAUGUUUCGCAGCCCCGAACAGACGGCCCGAGGGCUACGUUCGAGAAGGCGCCAGGAAACAAGGCUGUCAAAUACCGUGCCUCAACCGGCUUCCAUGGCACGUGGUGGGCCAGCAUCAGAAACAAUGAUCUGAGCAUAUCAUUCAUGCUACAAGCUAGGGCGAUGGGGAUUUGGAAGCGGCGCAUGAGAGGCGACGAGAUUCGCAUGAUGUUUUGCUCUUCGGUAGCGAACCAGCGCAGGCGCCUCUAG